GCAUUGUUGCGUUAUAACAUGCUGCUCGAAAGUGGUGAUCUCAUUUGUACUCCCCGUGUAGCAAAUAGUGAGUUGGAGAAAGCGGACGAUGUAGCGCAGCAAUAUAUAAACUGUACAAAUAUCUCAUUUGCAUCAGCUAAAACGUCAGCCUCGAAGGCUAAAACCUCCCUAACACCUAUUAUCGACGAGAAACGAGCAGCGGAGAGAAAGAAACUUGAAUCAAAAAUUGCGGCGGGAAAACUCAAUGAAAACUAUGUCUCUAUAAACCUGCAAAAAAAGAUAUUUGCACGUGGAAAACGUCAUAUGAACUAUUCUAAGUACAAGAAAAAACAGUGGCGUCACAAAAAGAAAAUUGCUGCUCUUGCCGGCCCAGACAUGGACAUGGGCGGCUGCGACGGAGGUGUUCUAACGUGCUUCAAUUGCGGGAAAGUGGGUCAUUUUGCCUCUCAAUGUAAGAUCAAGGGAGACUCCUUGCUGCCGCUGUCGGCACAGCUCAAAGAGGAUCCCUCGCCAUUUCCAACACUUGAAGAAGCCGAGCGUAUGGCAGCUCAUAAUAAGGUUGUGGUGCACAGCAGAAAUAUAUCGAAAUUGCCAGCUGCACCAAAUACUGCGUUAUAUCAGAACAGUGAAGAUGGUUGCCUAAGAGAAAAGCAAGAAAAUACAGAUGAGCAGGAUGUAGAAGUAGAUGAGGAGACCACGGGCGGUAACCGAAGUAAUGGUAACUCUGUUGAUGACUAUGAAAGCGAGAAUAGUAUGGGUUUUGAAAGCGAUGAAGAGCUUGAAAAUAUAAACCUAGAACAAUUAUCCACUCCGACUACUCAAGUUUCACCCAUUAAAAAAUAUGUAGGUCACCAAAUUCCAGAAGAUUUUCUUAAAGAAGCCGGUUUACAUUCGAAAAGUACGAAUGAAAAAAUACCAGGUACACAGUUUGGCGAUAUCAGUCCUCUUUAUGAACUCGAUUCCGAAGGAAAUGUACGUACCGACGUUCCCUCCGAAGUAACAGAUGCAUUGCGUAUGUUCGGUCAUACCAAUUUUCGAAAAGGUCAAGACCGUGCAAUUAUGCGUAUACUAUCUGGUCUUUCAACGUUAGUUACUCUAAGCACCGGCAGCGGAAAGUCGUUAUGUUAUCAGUUGCCCGCUUAUUUGUAUAGCCAUCGCAGACGGGCAAUAACAUUAGUUAUAUCACCGCUCGUGUCCCUUAUGGAAGAUCAGGUGACCGGUGUGCCACAUUUUUUGCGAGCACAUUGCCUACACACAAAUCAAACACCCCAACAGAAACUUAAGGUAAUGGAGAAAAUAUCUGCUGGUGAAGUGGAUAUUUUGUUAGUGUCACCGGAAGCAGUAGUGGCUGGCGAACGUUCCACUGGUUUUGGCGCAAUUCUGCGGCAACUACCACCAAUUGCCUUUGCCUGCAUCGACGAGGCGCACUGUGUAUCGCAAUGGAGUCACAAUUUUCGCCCUAGCUAUCUGAUGAUUUGCAAAGUUCUAAGACAGAACUUGGGUAUUCGCACAGUGUUGGGCCUAACUGCAACAGCAACGUUACCAACACGGCUAAGCAUUAUUAGUCAUUUAGGCAUAACGGAUGGCGUACGUGGUGUCAUAAGUGACACUCCACUGCCAGAUAAUCUUCUGUUGUCCGUAUCAAAGGACGAAAAUAAAGAUGCUGCGUUAUUGGCCCUACUUACAAGUGAUCGGUAA
Messenger RNA from Rhagoletis zephyria (snowberry fruit fly), 1698 nucleotides. RefSeq names its product ATP-dependent DNA helicase Q4-like. Gene Ontology annotation, biological process: double-strand break repair via homologous recombination. Gene Ontology annotation, molecular function: ATP binding; zinc ion binding; 3'-5' DNA helicase activity. The record is from RefSeq and is a predicted model, not a curated record. Gene Ontology annotation, cellular component: cytoplasm; nucleus; chromosome. Lineage: Eukaryota; Metazoa; Arthropoda; Insecta; Diptera; Tephritidae.